This is a messenger RNA of Dicentrarchus labrax (European seabass), 2269 nucleotides long. RefSeq names its product NSFL1 (p97) cofactor (p47) (gene nsfl1c). The record is from RefSeq and is a predicted model, not a curated record. The coding region runs from base 49 to 1173 and encodes 374 amino acids. The transcript is spliced from 9 exons. NCBI's taxonomy places the organism in Eukaryota, Metazoa, Chordata, Actinopteri, Moronidae. Gene Ontology annotation, molecular function: ubiquitin binding. Gene Ontology annotation, biological process: nuclear membrane reassembly; Golgi organization; autophagosome assembly. Gene Ontology annotation, cellular component: nucleus; cytosol.
UUGUUUCCUCAGGUGGAGGCGGACGAGUCGCUGAAGGAGCAAAUCAAAAUGGCGAGCCAAGAGGAGUCUGUGAGGGAGUUCGUCGCUGUUACUGAUGUGGAUGAGGAGAGGGCCCGGUUCUUCCUGGAGUCCGCCGGCUGGAAUUUGCAGCUUGCACUCGCCAGUUUCUUUGAGGAUGGAGCUGAUGAUGACAUAGUGACGCUCCCUCAGCCUGAAGGAGGCUCCUCAGUGUCCCGGUCUGCAGGGCCAAGCACUCAGCCCAGAGUGACCUCCUUCAGAGAUCUGAUGCAUGAGGCAGAGGAGGAGAGUGAUGAGGAGGAAGGCCAAAGGUUUUUUGCGGGAGGAUCAGAGCGCAGUGGGCAGCAGAUCGUUGGGCCUCCCAAGAAGAAGAGCUCCAAUGAAGUGGUGGAGGAUUUGUUCAAGGGGGCCAGGGAACAUGGAGCUGUGCCUCUGGACCGGACUGGGAGAGGGCCAGGAGAGCCCAGCAAAUCCAAGCCCUUCCUUGGGGGAGGCUACAGGCUAGGUGCAGCUCCUGAGGAAGAGUCCGCCUAUGUGGCUGGAGAGAGGCAAUCCUCCAACAGCCAUCAAGAUGUCCACGUGGUGCUGAAGCUGUGGAAGACAGGUUUUAGUCUGGAUAACGGCGAACUCAGAACUUACAGCGAUCCUGGCAAUGCCAACUUCCUUGAGGCAAUCAGAAGGGGAGAGAUUCCCCUCGAGUUGAGGCAGCGAUCUCGAGGGGGGCAGGUGAACCUAGACAUGGAGGACCACAGGGACGAGGACUUCAGCAAACCCAAGGUGGCCUUCAAGGCCUUUGGAGGUGAAGGACAGAAGUUGGGAAGUGCUACUCCAGAGUUGACUUCAACUCCUACCACCUCCCAGCAGGACCAGGCUGCCAACGAGGCCCAAGCCAGCGCCUCUGUUGCCCUCGACCCCUCCCAGCCCGUCACUAACAUUCAGGUCCGACUGGCUGAUGGCGGCAGGCUGGUCCAAAGGUUCAACCAUACCCACAGGGUGUCUGACCUGCGGCAGUUUGUGGUGGCGGCCCGGCCCGCCAUGGCCGCCAGGGAGUUCAUCCUCAUGACCACCUUCCCCAACAUGGAGCUGUCAGAUGAGAGCCAGACACUGCAGCAGGCCAACCUCCUCAACGCCGUUAUCGUCCAGCGGCUAAAGUGAAGAGGAGGAGAGAGAGGAAGAGCGACCCCUCCCCUUCCCCCCUACCUCCCUCCCCUGGUGGUGUGGCUGAGCAACUGCAGCCCUGUGAAACCUGCUGCCCCUUCUGAGGGAGGAGAAAACACGGACUUAUGUAUGGACUUCUAAUUUCUGAUUUUUGUUUUUCUAAAGUGAAACGUAACAUUCUGCUCCCCAGAUACCCCCCCCCCACAUCUCUCCCUCCCCCCUCUGUGGUCUGUGACGGGCAGUAAUGGGGGGGGCGGGGGAGUAAAAAUCUUCCAGAAUGGAAUCGAGUUCAUUUAAGAGCUGUUGGAAAGCUUCCAGAUGCUGCUGUAUUGUGGUUUUGAUGGGGAUGUGUGUUCCUGACUGCAGUGGAUGGUUUAACCCAAAAACACAGCAGCAGUGCAGCUUUUAUGACGUCACUAAACCUUCAUCUUUUUUUCCAUUAACUUGCUCCACACUUUUCCUCUUCUAUUAACCUUAAUUUGGCCCUUAAGCUCUGUUUACUAUCAGGUGCUGGGCCCUUCAUGCAACGGCAGACUCCCAGCGUGUUUCUGUCUCAACAGCACAAACCAGAACCACAUAAGAAAUACUAGUCUCAUUAAGAUCAAGUACAUGUUGAUAGUGUGGUUUUGUACGAGUUUCCAUUUCUCUCCACAUAUUCUCUUUGGAGAGAGAAGUGUAAUGAUGUAACAAAACACUGAGGGUUUUUUCCCCCCUCCAAACCAACCUAAACCAGUAGCCUUACGCUCCUUAAUUCACCUCCAGAUCUACACCUGUCCCUUUGUUCAAAUGAAGAUGGAAUUAUUUUUUUAAACUGCCUUUUUUGUUUUUCCUUUUUCUUCUUUUUUCCUUUACAGAUUGUAGGAUUGUUCCAGUUAGACAGUGGCAUUUUGAUAUUGUGUAACAUGAGAAACAGUUACACAUGGCUUUAUUAUCAAACCAAGGGUCGGACAAAAGAACAUAUAGAUUGUAAACACUGGUUUGUAGUAGUGGAAGUUCCUAUGACACUGACAUCUUCUAUGCAUCCUGGGGCGACACAGAAAUUGGUUUGGACCUCUGGUAAAAUAAAUCCAUUUUAUGGUUGAUGUAUAAAGAA